AUGCAUCAUCUAGAAAACGCGCUAGCUGAUAACAAUAUUCAACGAAUUAAAAUACAGAAUGCUCAACAAGAUAAACAAAAAUACGUUCAACUUCGAAGUGUUCUUUGGCCAAAAAUUUGUUUUACAGUAUUACGAGACCAUCAUGAUUAUCAACGUUCACGAGAUCCAAAUCAUAAUCAAAUAAGAAAAAAAAUACCUAUGCCAUUAGCAAUAAAUGAUUUCCAAAUUCGAAGUAAGCAUGGCCAUUGCUCAAUUGAUUCUACAAAUGAAACAUGUGAAAAAUUUUUUCAAAUAUGGUCUCAUAAAGCAGCUAAUAUUUCUAAUGAUUUAAUUGAAUUUACAAUACGACGUAUGCAAAGUGAUCGUCUUCAUUUUUUAUUUCAAACACGUAAUGAAAUUACUCAACGAGAAAAUAUUUCACCUAUAUGUCAAAUAUCCACACAUAUUAGUGAUGAUUUAAAAAGAAUAAAUGAAUAUAUACGUCGAUUUUGUUUAAGUACAAGAAAUCUUUAUCGACAUUUACGUUCAGAUUCACGUAUAUAUCCUAAAAUGUGCAUUGAAUUAGAUGAAGGUAUUAUAAUUAAAAUUUGUCGAUUUAUAUUUAAAACAAAAGUUUUAAUUAAAAUACUUUCAAAAGAAGAACAUUUAAAUAUAGAACAACGUGAACAAUUAAAAAUCUAUAAAAUAAAACAAAAUGAUAAACAAUUUGAUAUAAAUGAUCCAUAUAAAAAUAUAACAAAAGCAUUUAUUGCAUUACAAUCAAAUUUUGAAAUACUUUUUGGUGAUAUUGUAGAUAAAGAUUUUUUUCAAAAUGCAAAAACAGCUGUACAAGCCCUUCCAAUAAUAUUGGAUACUAGUAAAACUAUUCGAUUAAUUUGCUGUGCAUUAUAUAAACUAACUGAACCUGAACGUGAAGCAGAAGCAGAAGCUAUACGUCAACGUCGAUUAAAUUUUUGUAUUCGUGACUGUGGUUCAAAAAAGCAAAAAUCCUUAACUAAAAAUAUUCCAAUUAAUAAUCAUCAAAAUACUAAAUUUAAAACUAUAAAUAACAUGUUAAAAAGAAAUCAAUCACAAAUAACACAUACUAAAACAUCAUUAUUAUCUCCGAAAAUAAAUUCAAAAGAUAAAUCAACAAAUCAACAAAAUACUAAAACAAAAGAAAAUUCAAAAAGAAUACAAUCUCCAAAAUCUCAAUCCCGUACUCCAAAUACAAUAACUUCAAAAACUAACAAAAGUGGUCAAUCAUCAUCAAUAACGAAGACAAAUAUGAAUUCGUCAAAGAAAAAUUCUACAAAAGAACAACAAAAAAAAAAAAAACCAAAAAAUAAAAAUGCAUCAACAACAAAUUCAAUAUCAUUCAAUCAAUAUAAUGAAAAUACUAAUUCAAUAAACAUUAAUAAUUUAAGAAAGAAAUUUAAAAAUUCAAAUUCUGAUCAAACUCAAAUAUUAAACAAAAAAAAAUUCGGUUGGACAACAUGGUUACAUAAUACAAAUCUUAAUCUUACUACUAUCUUACCAUCAAAUCAAACUAAUAUCAAUAUGAAUCAUAGGGAUGUAAAUCCAUUAAAACCUUUAUUAACAACUUGGGCUUCACUUGAACGAAUAUCAAAAAUGUAA
Rotaria sordida is the source of this 1617-nucleotide messenger RNA. The record is from the annotation of a GenBank genome assembly. Lineage: Eukaryota; Metazoa; Rotifera; Eurotatoria; Philodinida; Philodinidae.